AUGUACACCGUCGCCAAAGUCGUCCUUGCUCUGGGUGCCCUUGUUGCCCCAUCCGUUGCCUUCUCCGGCGACAUGACGUACUAUGCCCCAGGCCUUGGCGCAUGCGGUAACUACAACACGGAGAGCGAAGCCGUUGUCGCCAUGUCCCCCAGCCAGGACGGAAACUGUGGAAGGACAAUCAACAUCAACUACAACGGCAAGACCGUCAGUGCCACGGUUGUGGACAAAUGCCCUGGCUGUGCUGGCGACAGCAUUGACGUGUCCCCCUCUGUCUUCGAGCAGCUUGAAAGUUUGGAUGCGGGACGCGUCCAGGUUACUUGGGAGUACGCCUAA
Molecule: messenger RNA, 333 nt
Organism: Daldinia childiae
Lineage: Eukaryota; Fungi; Ascomycota; Sordariomycetes; Xylariales; Hypoxylaceae
Product: Papain inhibitor
Exons: 1
Coding region: 1-333 (110 amino acids)
Source: RefSeq, a predicted model, not a curated record